AUGUCCAGCACUUGGCAGCAAAAAACGCCUUGUGGCGUAAUCACCGCCAUUUGGAAUCACAUCUGCUCAAAUCCAUUUGGCGGAAUAGAACACACGCGUUUAGUGAAACUGAUUAGUAAAUCGUUAAAUCUAGAAGAACAGGAACUGGCCGAACAGCACAUCAAAACAGCCGUGGAAGAUGGGCUCAUAGUGGUGAUCGUUCGUGCAAAACAGCGCGGCAAGCGCCAGUCCAGCACUCAUUACACGUUUCCAAAAUGGCACACAAUGCUCGACCAGCAGCCGGACAAAUGUUGUUACGAGUGUCACAACACUGGAAACGUGGAAAAGUGCGAAGGUUGCAUGAGAAGUUUCCACGAGGGGUGCGUAAAAUCUAUGGACGAAAAACACCACGAGCUAAGCCUGUUUGUGUCUAAGGAAAAACGAAUCAUUAUAUCAGCGUCCGAGCAGCGACCAACAACCCCACGAGCACAGAGACGCAACUCCACCGUAUCGGUUACCACCAUGGCCGAAAGUAUUGUUUGGCCGGUAGAUUUAGAGCAGGAUGACGACGACUCGAUUGAAAUCAUGGACGAAGAAAUAGCCGGAGUUGGAAUUAAGCAUGAGGCAAUGAGUCUGGAUUCCUCUUAUCAGAGUGUGAAGGUGGAGGACGAUGUCAAGGAAGGACUGCUGGUGGAUUAUCCCACGUUUGUGGGAAUUAUCCGACCGCCGAAUCGACGGCUCGAAAGAAUGCUUAACACAACAACAAUUAAACCGGAAGAGCCUGAGUCUGACAGUGACGACCAGGCCGCACAGGCUGAAGAAAAUGAAUUGCUGAUGAAACGAUACUGCUAUGCCUGCCAAGUGCUCAAGAACAGUUCCAACAACGUCUCUCCGAAUGUCGGAAAGCGAGAAUUAAAUUAUCUUUUAAGCUUUGUUGUUGAACAAUACAAAUCUUGGCUACCGAAGAAUACUUUUGCUCCCACCAAACUUUUCAGGGAUAAGGUACCAAAAUCGCUGCUCACAAUCAAAGCAAUAGACAUUUGCAAAAAGGUGUUGCUCCGUACCCCAACAUCGCUAGCAGAUGUUCAAGAAAAGGUGGCAAAUAAUUAUUACAGUUCCCUAGAAGAGUUUCAUGUGGAUUUGUUGGACAUAGCUCAUAACAUAGGCAUCAUUCAUGGAGUGAACUCACUAGACUACAGUGCGGCCAUGUAUUUGCUUGCUGAUUGUGUUUACGAACUACGGGAAAUACGCCAGUGUCCCGACUGUUACCGUCACUCGACGGAAAAAGUGCAACCAGAUUGGUUUACGCGGCCAUGCCGUACCCGACAUGAGGUGGUAUUUGCCAAGCUAAAAAGCUUCCCAUAUUGGCCUGCGAAAGUGGUCCGAGUCACGAACGAUCGGUACGAUGUGCGAUUCUUUGGCGAUAAGCAUAUGCGAGCGUUAGUAAAUGCAAAGUGCGUUCGCCCCAUUGAUACCGACUUACGCACCCUCCGGGUGAACACUAACUAUCGUGGCUUUCAGCAAGCCAUGGCCGAAAUGCUUCAGUAUCAAUCGCUAUCCGAAGGCGCAAGAGAACACUAUUCCUUUCCUUCCGUAAUGGAGCAAAUGGAACGGGCACGGACUUCACGUGAGCCUGCGAUGGAAAGUUCAGUUCCACCGGUAUCGUGUGGUGAACCAGUCGCUAACGGUAGCAUCACGUCGAGACUGGUGACAAGAAAACGCAACAAUCAAAUUCCGCAACCUGGCGGGGUGAAUCUUCAGAAGCAGAGGAAACUGUUAGACCGCCUUACAAAUCCGAUGGAAUUGAGAGCGAAAGCUUUAAAAUUACUGCAGGAAGCGGAGGAAAAAUGGUCCCGCAACCUCGAGGAGCUUAAGGAAAAGCACCGUACUGAAAUAAGUAACCUAAAAAAGAAACAAUGGUGUGCCAUGUGUGAGAAAGAGGCCAGAAUUCAGUGCUGUUGGAACACAUCCUACUGUACGACAGCUUGCCAGAAAAGUCACUUGACACAACAUCAAAAACGACAUCAGGCGGGAAACCGGUACCAUCGGCUGCGUUCCGUUUCCCCAACAAAGCAGAGUAGCUAA
Messenger RNA from Anopheles marshallii, 2064 nucleotides. Its product is annotated as zinc finger MYND domain-containing protein 11. The coding region runs from base 1 to 2064 and encodes 687 amino acids. The transcript has 5 exons. Lineage: Eukaryota; Metazoa; Arthropoda; Insecta; Diptera; Culicidae. Gene Ontology annotation, biological process: regulation of transcription elongation by RNA polymerase II. The record is from RefSeq and is a predicted model, not a curated record. Gene Ontology annotation, molecular function: transcription corepressor activity; protein binding.